Messenger RNA from Contarinia nasturtii (swede midge), 3356 nucleotides. RefSeq names its product probable cyclin-dependent serine/threonine-protein kinase DDB_G0292550 (gene fuss). Gene Ontology annotation, biological process: negative regulation of BMP signaling pathway; negative regulation of transcription by RNA polymerase II. Gene Ontology annotation, cellular component: transcription regulator complex; nucleus. Lineage: Eukaryota; Metazoa; Arthropoda; Insecta; Diptera; Cecidomyiidae. The record is from RefSeq and is a predicted model, not a curated record. The transcript is spliced from 9 exons. Bases 89 to 3016 code for a protein of 975 amino acids. Gene Ontology annotation, molecular function: SMAD binding; RNA polymerase II cis-regulatory region sequence-specific DNA binding; DNA-binding transcription factor activity, RNA polymerase II-specific.
AAAAUAUUGUCAUAAUUAAAAACAAAAAAAGAAAACGUUUUUUUAGAAGAACAAUUCGGAUACUUUCGAGUCAAUAAAAAACAUAAAAAUGUAUAAAUCCGGGGAAAUUGACUCAGUGUUAUCACAUCGCCUAAGCAAAGUCAACAACUCUGAAUCGAAAUCGUCACACAUCCAUCAGCAUCAAGAAAACGUCCCUGGAAUUCUAUCAACCGAUAACGAACCAACCACAUCCAAACCAAACCAAGUUGGCACAGUUAUGUUGUACGGCGUUCCGAUAGUAUCGCUGCAUAUUGAAUCCCAGGAGCGUUUAUGUUUGGCCCAAAUUUCCAAUACACUAUUAAAGCAAUUUAGUUACAAUGAAAUCCAUAAUCGUCGUGUGGCACUUGGCAUAACGUGUGUUCAAUGUACGCCCGUACAAUUGGAGAUCUUACGUCGGGCGGGUGCAAUGCCGGUCAGUUCACGACGAUGUGGCAUGAUAACGCGCCGUGAGGCCGAACGUUUAUGUAAAUCAUUUUUGGGUGAUAAUGCACCACCACGUUUACCCGAUGAUUUUUCAUUCAGUGUGUAUCACGAAUGUGCAUGGGGUUGUCGUGGUCAAUUUUUACCAUCACGUUAUAAUUCAUCGCGCGCCAAAUGUAUCAAAUGCAGUUAUUGUGGUUUAUUUUUUUCACCAAAUAAAUUUAUAUUCCAUUCACAUCGAAUUGGACCCGGCGAUAAGUACGUUCAACCCGAUGCGGCCAAUUUCAAUUCAUGGCGUAGGCAUAUGAAAUUAAGUGGUGUAUCACCAGACGAAAUAGUAUAUGCAUGGGAAGAUGUAAAAGCUAUGUUCAAUGGUGGAACACGAAAACGGCUUAUUUCAUCGGUAUCAUCAGCAUCGGCAGCAAGAGCAUCAUCACCGGAUACCAUUCGCUCUUCCGCAGCAUCAUCAAGUCAUCGAAAUAGUUUAAUUACCACCAAUAUUACUAACGUUCAUCUAGAACAAUCGGAACAAUCACCAAAACGUCUAAAAGAGUCAAAUGCAUCCGAAAAUCAAACACAACCGUUGAGUCCACCUUUAAUGGCAGUUGCGGCCGCUGUAGCAGCAGCAGCAAAUGCUGGUCAUCAAUACCCGAUUCGACCAAUGAACGUGCACUCGACAAAGCUUCCGAAUGCAAAUUGUUCACGAUUGAUGAACUCAACAUCGAUCUGUUCGAAUCCGGUACCGAGAGGCGCAAACUCCAUUCCAACCGAUAUUGCACCAUCGAUUCAACUUUCACGUAAUUUUGUUAUGGAUUAUAUGUGGCAACAGCAGCAACAUCAUUCAGCAUAUGGAUUGCCAUGGUUAAAGCAACCAGCCCAUAUAUUUUUCAAUCAUCAAACAUUCCAUCAUAAUCAUCAGCAUAACAGCUUAAACACGCUUCCUUCGUCCCAAGUGGACGGUGACAAUGAUAAAAGCACAUUGAAUCGAAGAAAUAGCAGUGAUCGAAUUGUGUCACCAACGGUUAAACCAUAUUCACCAAACGCAACAGCAAUGCCGUACUAUAAAAAUUCGGCAUUUAAACCGGUACUUGGUACGCAUCGGGCGCAACUUUUUAACGAAAAUGUGUUCAACUCAUCACUUUUGGGUGCUUCAGUGAGUCCAGUGCAAAAUAAUCGUAUAGAUGAACCGAAUGAAUCGAAUUUUAACAAUGAAAAUGAAUUAAAAAAUCGAAGUAAGCGAUACAAUCACCGACGCUCCGAUGGCGGUAAUUCAGCAUCAGAUACAAUACGUGACACCAUAACAAGUGUACCGGUUGAGAGUGUGUCAAGUGACGAAGAAAUGGUGGAUAUCGAAACAACAGAAGAACAUAGCCUUGCCUCACAUCCUCCGAUGCAACGAUGUAUCAGCAAUCACAGCAAUAGUAGUUUACUUAAUGACAAUUGUGAUGCGACAAUUGAAAAUGGUUCGUCGAUACAUACGUCAGACGCUGACAUUCUGAAGAAAUUGAACAGUGGUCAUUGCGGCAAUAAUAACAAUAAUAUCUUAAAUAAUAAUAAUAAUAAUAAUAAUACGAAUAACAAUAAUACCAUACACAAAAUACACAAAAGCGACAGCAAUAACAUUGAAUUGCAUAAAAGUGGACAACCGUGCAGUGAUUUAAAACAGACAGCGAAUGUAAUGUGCAGUGUACAAAAUAGAAGUGAUGAAAAUGCAGUGAUACGGCAUGAGAUUGAUGUGGAAGGUGAUGAUCUAAAUGAGAACGAUACACAUUCCACCAAAAGUAAUUUUAGUAACAUUGAUGUUGAGAUCGAAAAGGACGAACGUAAACCAAAUUUAAAGAGUUUUAGCGGUGUGAUGCCAUCAUUGACAAACGAUUCGAAUAGCUGGAUUAGUAACAGCCCCGAAAAAUUGACCGCCGAAUCCAAUUUGAUUUAUUCAAAUUGCGAUGGUGACACCACAACAUCACAUACAUCAAGCAUGGCUACAAAUCUGAAGAAAGAGUUGAAAACAUCUUAUCCAUUUAAUUCGGCUGAAGAUGAUUUGGUAAAAACAACAAAAUCCAGUGUCGCAUUGGAUUUAUCAAAAAUGGAUGAAUCGCAUGAAUCAAAUGAUUUGAAUUAUAGCCCCACCGCCGGUACUUCAUAUGAAAAGUCCGAUUUAAAAUGGCGCUCAUCUCCAAAAGCAUCAUCGCCACCUCAGCUGAACAUUGAUGGAAAAUUUCAAAAAUCGUCCAUAUCACAUAUAAAUCCAAUAGCAACAACAUCACCACCAUUUACAGCUGCGUCCACCGCCAAUAUCCUACUAAGCAAUCGCAUGAAUCAGUUUUAUCCGCGGCCAAGUUUAACUUCAUUCCAUAAUCCGGCUCAGCAGCAUUCGAUUAGUAAGCAUUUCCAUCAUAUGCUAAAUCAGCACACAAAUUUCCUACAAAAUAGUUCACUCGCCUUUGAUCGUACAGCAUUGUCGGGUUCGCUCAACUUAUCCACCGGCUAUAAUCAUUCACAUCAAGAUGUAAUCACAUCAGCCACGGCACAACCACAUCAUUUACACCAAUCUUAAACAAACCGUUCAACAACCUACUGGAUGAAACACUCUUGUGAUUCAAUUGCUUUGUAAAAUUUCACCAGAAUAAAAAAAAAUGAAACAAUGAUGCGAACACGAUUUUAAUUCUUCCAAAAUAAAUGUGAACAGUUGUAGUUUGACUGUACAAAUGAAGAGGGUUUUAAAAAAAAUAAUCACUGCGCCGUUUUCAUGUUUCAAUGAGUUAUUUUGGACUUCUUUGUUUAAAACAAAUAAUAAUUCAAAAGCAUAAAUUCACAGGCAAAAUACUGUAUUUUAAAUUCUAGAUUUCUAAUUUUAAACAGUUAAACAAGAAAUGCGUUUACAAAUCAAAUCACCU